Molecule: messenger RNA, 1228 nt
Organism: [Torrubiella] hemipterigena
Lineage: Eukaryota; Fungi; Ascomycota; Sordariomycetes; Hypocreales; Clavicipitaceae
Source: the annotation of a GenBank genome assembly
CCCUCCCCCUCGACUCCUUUGCGUAGGUUUCUACAUUCUGCCAAGUACUCCAAUCAUCUCGACUAAAGAUGAAGAUUUCUUACCUUGCUCUUACCAGCCUUGCUGCAGCUGCCACCUCUGACAGUGACAAUCGGCCGCACAUCCUCAACAGCGACGUCCAAAUCACCGAAGGCAAGGAAUUUACACUCCAGUUUGACAACUGCCCCAGCGGCUGCACUAUUAUUCUCCGCAAAUAUAUUAGCGAUCAGAAGCAAACUGAUUUCAAAACCCUAACGACCAAGACAACUGGCGAUUCCUUCUCCUUCACGCCAAAAGACAUCCCCUCGGACACGUACAACUUUUACAUUGUCAACAACGCGAAUAAGACGCUGGAGAACUUCAGCGACCACUUUCCAUACAAGGGCACCGCCACCUCCACCACUACGGAUGCCUCCAGCUCGGCGGCUACACCUAUACCAUCCACGACCGAUUUAGGAGAUGUUUCCAUCACAAUGACGUCGACCAGGGCCACAAACACGGGUGUAGGCUCAAGCAAGGGCUCUCCAACCGCUAGUGCUACAGCUCCUGGAAACGGCAUUAGCAUUGUCGGCGUCUCGCCUCUGGUGGUCGUCGCUGGCGCUGCUGCUGCUGCUGCUGCUGCCUUUGCACUGUUUUAGUCAAGACGUCUUCUAUGAAAUAGCACGAAUAUGUCACCCUACAUAAUAAUAAUGAUAAUGUAUAUGAGUCUAUAUACUGUAAUCUUUUAUUUAUUUUGGUUUUAAAAUACAUUAAAUUGUGCGAAUACGAAUAGUCUUUUAUGAGUAUCUUGAGAGCUAGCUCAGCGACUAACUACUACAGAUAUUCAAAGACGGAAGGACGGAAGGACGGAAACUAAGAUGAGCUCGAAAAGCUUGUCAUGCUUUACGGACCUUGAUUAAGUGCCCAUUCACUCGCCAUUUGAUCAUGUAUUUGCGCCUUAGCAGUACCGAAAGUCGCAGCUAAGCCACAGUCCGGCCAAAAAUGGCCGGACACUAUUAGCCUUAUGUAGCAAAAGCGAGACAGUCAAUUCGCCGGUGACUGUAUCUGUGGCUUUUGUAAGCGAAUUAUAGUGGCUGUAACUGUGCUGUGUAGCACCGUGUGCCUUCAAGGUGUGUGUAGAUGCAACAGCCACAUUCGCCGCGGAUGUAGCCAGAUACUAGCGCUAAAUUAUCUACGCAUUUCAUAGAGAUACGCUUACGUAUGAAUUUUC